CCUCCCCACCUGAGUGAGCUCCACCACACACACGCCAGUCGCCGCCGGCUUUUGCUUCCUCCGCCUCCGCCUCGCGAUGGUAACCACCCACCACCUCUGCCUCCUCCGGUCGACCGUCCUCUCCGUUCCCGUCCGCCUCCGUGCACCCCGGGCUCCCCCUCACCCCCGCCUGCCCACCGCCUCCGCCUCCGCCUCCUCCUAUCAUGGGCCAACGCACCUCCGCCGCCUGCGGCCACUGCGCGCCGCCGCCGCCGCCGCCGGAGGAGCCUCGCCGGAUGGCGCUGAUGGGGCCAAGCGCCCCGCGCCCGCGGCGGCGUCUUCCUCGCUGGGAGCCGCGCUGGUCGGCUUCGCGCGUAGCAACUUCCUCCCGCUAGCUCUAAUUGCUGGGAUUGCUCUGGCCCUCAUGGAUCCUACACUCGGAUGCCUUGCUCACAAAUAUUCACUGUCAAAGUACAGCACCUUCGGGAUAUUCCUUAUCUCAGGACUGACUCUGCGAACCAAGGAACUUGGUGCAGCACUAGAAGCUUGGCCUGCAGGGCUUUUUGGACUUGCCUCAAUCUUGCUGUUUACACCCUUUUUGGCUCAGUUUAUUAUGCAAAUUAAGUUCUUCCCUCAUGAAUUUAUCACUGGGUUGGCUAUGUUUUGUUGCAUGCCAACAACAUUAUCAAGUGGAGUCACCUUAACUCAGCUUGUUGGUGGUAACACUGCUCUUGCUCUCGCAAUGACGGCUAUAUCAAACUUACUGGGCAUUAUGAUUGUACCUCUUUCUCUUGCAAAGUACAUUGGUGUUGGAGCUGGGGUGUCUUUGCCCACAGAGAAACUAUUUAAAAGUCUGGUUACAACCCUUCUUAUCCCCAUUAUUUUAGGAAAGGUUGCUCGAGAAACAUCAAAAGGUAUUGCUGGCUUUGUUGAUGGAAAUAAGCAGGGCUUUUCAGUUACAAGUGCUAUUCUUCUCAGCUUAGUCCCAUGGAUACAAGUAAGCAGAUCAAGAUCACUGCUCUUAUCUGUUCAACCAAAAGCCUUUGCUGUUGCUGUCACUGUUGGAGUGCUUUUGCACUUUGCUCUGUUGGCUUUCAAUGCUGCAGCAUUGCAUAUCUUGUCACGUCUUGAACAAAGAGGAGUGUCUGUCUUUGCAAGGAAUGAGUAUGCUCGAGCUGUCAUUUUAGUGGCCAGUCAGAAAACAUUGCCAGUGCUGGUUGCCGUGGUUGAGCAGCUUGGAGGUGCUCUCGGAGAAUCAGGGUUGCUGGUAAUCCCAUGUGUUGCUGCACAUAUUAACCAGAUUAUUAUCGACUCUAUCAUAGUAAAUUGGUGGCGCCAAAGAGAUCAACAAUUUGCUAAUGCAAAAUAAAUUCAAAAUGGGUAAAACAAAAAAAAUAAGUAGCAAGUAACAUAGAAUCGUUUGGCAACGAUGCCCUUUGAGUUUACCGCAUAUUAGUUUUUUAUGAUUCCGUAGGAAACAACAAUGAAACUAUUUUUGUGUAGAAAGUUCAUUGAGUUGCUUCCAUGGAGCACUUUCUGUUAUGCAUCAAUCAUACUCCAUCUAGUCAUAAAUAUGCAAUGUUUAGGACAAUAUUCUAUCAAACUUUUAAAUUUCGCCAUCAAUUUCAUAUUGGAAUAUGUUUAUGAUAUUAUGGUGGUACUUCUUGAGACAAAUCUAUGUGUGUGUGUGUGUAUAUAUAUAUAUAUAUAUAUGUUUAUAUAUGUUUUAAAACUAAGUAUUUGAGAAAUUAUUGAUGGUCAAAAUUUUAAAGUUUGAUCGAAUCUUGUCAUAAAUGUCAAAUAUGUAUAAUUAGAGGGAGUAUUCCAUUUUCUAUCACUCGGUAGUUUUGGUUGAUAGAAUAAAAAGGAUAAUGUAAAUUCUACGCAUGCUAUUCUUAAUGCAUUUUAGAACGGUAAAUAAAAAAUUGUAAAUUUCAUUGUUGUUACACAAAUUGUUGGGUGGGUGUAAUAUAGUGUACGAACUUGUAAAAUA
Molecule: messenger RNA, 1972 nt
Organism: Oryza sativa Japonica Group (Japanese rice)
Lineage: Eukaryota; Viridiplantae; Streptophyta; Magnoliopsida; Poales; Poaceae
Source: RefSeq, a predicted model, not a curated record